UCAAGUAACAAAUAACAAUCCCUUUAAAUUUCAUUUACUUUCAAGAGAAUAAUUUUACAUUAUCCCAAGAUUUUUAGCAAAAGGGUGCCCUGCAGUUAAGGGAACUACAAGAAUGGAGAACCAGGUUGUAAGAAGAAGAGUGAAUAUCAUUGCAAGCCAUUUUGGUUCCCCUGAAGAUUUAUCUGCCGCUGCUACACAUCUAUUUCCUAUGGGGUGCAGUAAUAGUUUGAACUCUGUAAUCUGGAGGUGUGACAGCAAAAUGUAUUUUGCCAGGCAGACCUCCUCUUCUCAACCAUGUUUCAUGAGGCCGGCUGCAAAUGAACAGGUCUGUCAUACUUAUGGAAAUUAUGCUGAAUCCACACCACGUUCCAAAUCUAGUGGUUCUUUAAACAAGGACCUCUAUGCUUAUGAAGCACCCAUGUUCUCUAGGCCUUCCAUAACGGAACCUAGCAUGCAGAAUGUUGAAGAAUUACAAUGGCUGCAGCAAGCUUGCAACUUUCAUCAACCUGCGCCUGACCCUCCUACUUUUGCCAGGCCAAGCCCAGUAGAUUAUCAUGCAAAAGAAAAAACAGAGGCUUCAAAAGUAAAAGGAUUCGAAUGGAUGCCAAAGAUGGACGUUGCAGAAUCUGGGUGCAAUUAUGUUGUUACAAUAGAACUUCCAGGUGCAAGAGCCAGCAAUAUAAGGGUGGAAGUCAACAACCAAAACUUGAGAGUAACUGGCUAUCGUUCCAUUGACUGGGGGAAGGUGGCAAGCUGUUCUAUUGACUCUACAUCUGCAUACCAUAGGAGGGAGAUUUCACCAGGACCUUAUGAGAUUGUGUGGCCUCUUCCGAAGAAUGUGAACAAGGAAAAUAUAUCAGCAGAACUUGUAGAGGGCCUUUUACUGAUCAACAUCCCAAAACUUUCUGAAGCCCGCAGGCAGCUGAAAAGGGUGUAUAUAUAGGUUCAAUAGCAGUUCCAUACGUACUCAUGUACAAUAUUUAUGAAUACCACAAGCUAUUCCAUUGCAUCAUCUCAUAUAACCGAUACGUGAUUAUGUAAAGUUGUCAAAGAUUUUGGAAUAUUUUUCUGAGCAUUGGCCCUUUGCAAUAAUUACUUCUUUCCCAGAUUUCCAAUUUCAA
Molecule: messenger RNA, 1121 nt
Organism: Coffea eugenioides
Lineage: Eukaryota; Viridiplantae; Streptophyta; Magnoliopsida; Gentianales; Rubiaceae
Exons: 6
Coding region: 113-943 (276 amino acids)
Biological process (GO): response to salt stress; protein complex oligomerization; response to hydrogen peroxide
Source: RefSeq, a predicted model, not a curated record